Daldinia loculata is the source of this 5156-nucleotide messenger RNA. RefSeq names its product serine/threonine-protein kinase gcn2. The transcript is spliced from 5 exons. The record is from RefSeq and is a predicted model, not a curated record. Gene Ontology annotation, molecular function: protein binding; ATP binding; eukaryotic translation initiation factor 2alpha kinase activity. The coding region runs from base 173 to 4966 and encodes 1597 amino acids. NCBI's taxonomy places the organism in Eukaryota, Fungi, Ascomycota, Sordariomycetes, Xylariales, Hypoxylaceae. Gene Ontology annotation, biological process: DNA damage checkpoint signaling; regulation of translational initiation by eIF2 alpha phosphorylation.
CUUAGACUUGUUACACCGCUAUCAAUCAUCUAUCAAUCAUUGAUAUACCGAAUUUUUAUAUUAUAAGUAUUGCUGUAAGAUGGCCAGAGUUCAGUAGACAACAUACAGCUCCGGCUGUAUGAGUCUUCAUUCGUUCGUUUCUAUCACUCACGAAUGAUACUGAAAUAUCAAAAUGGCUUGGAAGUCAACUGCUCCAUGGAAAGGGCCCCAGCAGCUCACCACCAAAACCAACAAUGACUCAAACUACCCCGGACUGAAGUCCGCCAGCCCGGACGUAGGCCAUAAGACGCCGUAUACUGACGUUCAAAAUGAAGAAAUCAUGGUUCUCCAGGCCAUCUAUGGCGACGACUAUAUCGAGCACAAAGCUGCUCAUAGUGCGUGGAUGAAGUCCGAGCCGUCCUUUGACAUUCGUGUUAGGGCUUUGUCUGACGAAGAAGUGGCUGUUACUCUAAGUGUUGUGCUUACAGCUACGUAUCCGAAGUCAGUGCCAUUGCUUAGUCUUAAGGAUGAGGGAAGUCUAAAAGAGUCUACUGUGUUUAAGCUGCAAAAAUUCAUCGAGACGAAGCCCAAGUCCUUAAUUACACUUGAACAGCCAGAACCUAUGAUACAUGAGUUAGCACAAGGCCUCCAAGAUAUCCUCGAAGAUGCUGCUCAGGCCAAGGCUCAAGGACUGGAAUUGCCCUCAUUAGAGGAAGAGAGAGCAGCUCAUGAGGCCGAAUUAGCAAGGCAAGCUCGAGAGCAGCAGGAAGAGGAGGAUCGUAAAAGACAAGACGCAAUGAAAGAAGAAGAAAGAGUGAUGCAAGAUAUGAUACAGAAGGAGGUAGACCGGCAACGAACGAAAAUCAAGGAAUCUAAAAAGAGAAACAAAACUCUAACUGCUUCAAGUCACACCCAAGAUUCCCGUAUCCUGGAAGCCGGUAAAGUUGAGUUCGACCAGACAUGCGAGGCUACCGAUGCUGCUGGUAAUGUUUUUCUUUUCAACAUCGUCACUGGAAGAAGCGAGUUUAGAAAGGGGCAAGUAGCAACCACGUAUCUCGUCUGGCCAGAGAUUUCUGGCGAACGAAACGGACCAAGUUUGGCUCUUAAAGAAUUCGAAUUACGAUCGACUUCUAAGGAAUCCUCUCAAUUCAAGAAGCAGUUACAAGUUCUCGAAGGGGAGUUAGAGUCGGCCAAGAAGUUAUCACAUCGCAACGUUCUUGAGCUCUUGAAUUUCCGGAUCGACCGAGACCACGGAAAGACCGAGUCGGUGUCAAUGACUUGGACCGCUCGACUUUUAACUCCGCUAGCAGAUAAGGGUCCACUUGGUGAGCUGUUAGAUCUUGCAGGAAGACUUGAUGUUGGAAAGGUUCGUUCGUGGACUGCAGACCUUCUCGACGCUUUGGGCUAUUUGCACAGUCAUGGAAUUACCCACCAAGACAUCCAUCCCGGUAACAUACUCCUAUUUAGAGAGCCAACUGGUGAUGUCAUUCCAAAGCUUUCAGAUGCGGCAUAUCAGAGAGAAAUGCACAAUCUCUCCCAUAGGUCUCAAAAGAAUUCGUCGGCAAAUGCAGCAAGGUCUACUUACUGGUUGCCGCCAGAGGUCGCUGGGAGCUCACGACCGCAAUUUACCCAAAAAACUGAUAUCUGGGACCUAGGCGUCGUUUUCUUACAAAUGAUAUUUGGCCUAGAUGUAUUUCAGAAAUAUCAGUCUCCAGCUGCUCUAAUGGAAUCGCUCUCUCUAUCUAGAUCAUUGCACGAAUUAGUGGCUAGAUUUUUCAAACUUGAUCCUAAGAAGCGUCCUCGUGCAUUUGAGUUGAGCUCCAGUGAGUUUUUAGCAACUGAUGCCCCUAUCAUUAUCGACGAUACCUCUGCUGUUUUCUCCCCUUCGCAGUCUCUUGGCUCGUUGACACAGGCCUUGCCUACACGAUUAAGGCGUGACUCCUCUGUUCGCGGGGCGGCCUUUUCAAGGUAUAAGGAAGACUUUGUUGAAGAAGCACGGCUAGGUAAGGGAGGGUUUGGUGAAGUUGUUAAGGCGCGGAAAAAGCUCGAUGGCCAAAUUUAUGCCAUAAAGAAGAUUACCCAACGUUCCCAGUCAAGCCUUACUGAGAUAUUGAAAGAGGUUAGGCUACUUUCUCAGCUAAGUCACCCAGCAGUCGUGAGAUACUAUAACACUUGGUUGGAAGAAAUACCCGACGUGCCGGAUUCUGAAGGAGAUACAUCAACUGAAGAUGCCAACACUGAUUCUAAGGGUACCGCUUCUCAAGGCAUUGAUAUCCAAUUCGCCACUAGUACUGGUGGUUUGGACUUCAUAUCUUCGAGUCAUCCCAAUAUAGAAUUUGGCUACGAUGACUCAGAAGUCGAGGACGAUGAAGAAACAGAGGAAGACGAAGAUGAUGACGACGAGUCAGAUGUGGACUCCGAAAUACAUGAUUCCAUGCCUUCGCCUACAAGAAUUAAGAGUAGCCAAAGACAUUACAAGAUUGUAAUGUAUAUAUCCAUGGAGUAUUGUGAUAAAAGGACGCUCCGGGAUCUUAUCCAGAGGAACCUCUGGAAGGAAGCCGAGGAGGUCUGGCGAUUGUUUCGCCAGAUUUUGGAGGGUUUAGUUCAUAUCCACGGCCUGAAUAUAGUUCAUCGUGAUCUUAAACCAGAAAACGUCUUCAUAGGCCUUGGUCCUGACGGGGUCAAUAAUGUUAAAAUUGGCGACUUUGGGUUGGCUACCGCCGGUAAUUUUGCUGUCGAUAAAUCAGCCGCUGGUAGCUUGGAUACAGGCGAUUUAACAAGAAGCAUUGGAACAUCCUAUUAUGUUGCCCCUGAAGUCCGAAGGACGGGCGGGGGUUCGUACACCUCAAAAGUUGACAUGUAUUCUCUUGGGAUCAUAUUCUUCGAAAUGUGUUAUCAUCCGAUCCUGGGUAUGGAGAGAGCGGACAAGUUAGGAAAACUAGGAACCUCUUCUCUUCUUCCCGACGAUUUUCAGCCAGGUGAUAAAGUAAAAUCAGAUAUUGUACUAUCUCUGGUCACGCACGACGUGAAAGAGCGUCCGAGUAGCCUUGAGUUGCUACGAAGUGGGAAGUUGCCUAUCCAAAUGGAGAAUGAGACGACACGGAGGGCGCUUGCGAGUCUUACCAGUUCUGCUUCUCCUUAUUAUCCAAAAGUCGUUUCGGCUCUAUUUUCGGCACCCCUAGAGCCUACGAAAGAUUACGCGUGGGAUAUGACGACACCUAAUCCUACGGCGGCGGAGUUACUACAUCAAAGUGCGGUUAAGGAAGAAUUGGUAUCGGUGUUCCGCCGUCAUGGCGCAGUCGAAACACCUCGCAGUUCGCUCUAUCCCCGCUCUCCGCAUUACUCUCCGAAUCAGGAUAUCGUUCAACUAUUGGAUCAGAACGGCACGGUAGUCCAGCUGCCAUUCGACCUGAUGCUUGGAAAUGCUAGAGCAUUGGCCAAACAUACCAAUAUCUCGAAAGUUCGGAAAUCUUUCACCUUCGGUAAUGUUUACCGGGAUAGACGGAACGGCGGACAGCCUCUCAUGGUUGGCGAAGUUGAUUUUGACAUUGUCUCUACAGACACUUUAGAUCUGGCUUUGAAGGAAGCCGAGGUUAUCAAAGUGCUAGACGAGAUCAUAAACGCGUUCCCCUCGACAUCACCAAUGUGCUUCCAUCUCGGCCAUUCUGACUUACUACAGCUUAUAUUUGACUUUUGUAACGUGGAUUUGACCGCAAGGCAACUGGCGGCUGAAUCUCUCAGUAAGCUGAACAUCCACUCUUACACCUUUCAAAAGAUUCGGGCGGAGCUUCGUUCACCUAUGAUUGGAAUAUCUGUAACUAGUAUUGAAGAUCUCCGACGAUUUGAUUUCCGAGAUACCCCAGCGAAAGCGUUCGCUAAGCUCAAGGCAAUCUUCGAAGGAAGUCGGAUGUAUGAGAAAUUACAACCGACCCUUGCCCAUUUGAAAGAUGUAGUCGAGUAUACGAAACGCCUCGGCGUCCAUGCGAAAAUUUACAUCAACCCCCUAAGCAGCAUUAAAGAGAACUUCUUCUCGGGCGGAAUGCUAUUCCAGUGCCUAUAUGAUAAAAAGUUCAAAGAUGUAUUUGCCGCUGGCGGUCGUUAUGAUAGUUUAAUCAAAGCACAUCGGCCAAAGAUAGGCGAAGGGCCACACGCAGUUGGUUUCAGCUUGGCAUGGGAAAAGCUAGCACGGCUACCGAAAUCCGGUGGGAAAUUCUUAAAGAAGCCCGAGGAAGAAACAUCAGGAAUCUUUAACACUAAGAGAUGCGAUGUACUGGUAGCCAGUUUUGACGCCCAAACUCUCCGUACGGCGGGCAUCGAAAUCCUCUCGAUGCUGUGGUCUCACGACAUCAGCGCCGAGCUAGCCCGGGAUUCCCGGUCCCCGGAAGAACUCACGUCGAGGAAUCGCGAUGAGACGUAUUCAUGGAUUGUCAUUAUAAAGCAGGACAAUGUACUAAAAGUCAGGACAAUGGAUCGCAAGGACGUCCCCGACGCCGAGAUCUCAACAUCCCAACUCCUCCCCUGGCUACGCGCCGCGCAACGCGAGCGCGGAACCACAAAGCAAUCCGACGCCACCGGCAGCACAGCCCCCGUCGCCCAAAGCGGCACCGUGUCCGCGAACCCGAACCAGGAAGUCAGCGUGCUAGUCGCCGGCACCAAGUCCAAGAAAUUCAACCGCCUGGUAGUAAUCGAGCAAGCGCAGGCCAACGCCGCCGGCCUACUGCAGACAUUCCUCGAGGGCCCGAUCGCAGCCGUCGAGACGUCGGACGUGAUCCUGGACCUGAUACAGGAGACGUCGCUGUCGGAAGCCGAGAGCUGGCGUAGGGCCGAGCAGUCCGUCGAGAAGAACGAGCGCAGGUAUCUCCGCGAGAUCCACGAGAUGCUGCUGGCGUGGCGCGCCGAGUGGGAGAACACGGAUGGGGCUAGUCGUCAUGCGUUUGUGUAUAAUUUUAGGACGACUAAGUGUAUUUACUACGAUCUUGGGGCGUGAAUGUGGUGGUGGUGGUGUUGUGGAUAAGUACCUACCUACCUACCUACCUCUACCUAGGUAUGUAUGGGUGUAUGGAUGAUGCGCCUAGGCAUUAAUGAUAGCACGAUAGGAUGACUAUUAUUUAUAGGGGAGGGGGAGGCUUGGCUACGUGUAGAUACCCUAGGGAAUUGAUUACUUCUGCUCCUUAUAA